GAGAAAUUGAGGGCAUGCUGUGAAACAAUUUCCAAAACUUGAAUCCAUGUAAUGCUUUCUGGGAUUGUGAGGACGCAAGGAAAUUGAUCCCCUGCUCUAAAAGGUUUUCACUGCGAAUUGUUUUUCUUCCUGAAAACACCAAUGAAGCAAAAUACCUCUUAUUGCUGUGUGAUCGAUGAUUCUGACGGGGCUAAUGUCAACGUGUUUAAAUGGGUUGUUCAAGGUGAUCUUUCAGCUCUGGAUUACCUGAGCAAGAAGAGUCCGAGUCACCUGAGCUCUAGGGAUGAAAACGGAGCGGGACCGAUCCACUAUGCUGCCGCUAGUGGGCAUUUGGACGUUAUUCGGCUCAUUGUGUCCUUGACAGGACUUGACGAGUUGGAUGUUCAGGAUGCAGAAGGACAAACUCCUCUACAUUUUGCUGUGGAGAAAAACCAGGAGUCAAGCUGUUCACUGCUGCUAGAUUUGGGUGCAAAUCCAAACAUAUUAAACACAGCCAUGAUGGCACCGAUUCACUUGGCCAUCAGCAAAGAACAUAAUCACCUGGUACAGGUAUUCCUGUCCUGCAGCCGGACAGAUGUGAAUCUGGAGGGAGAUCUGGGAAACACACCAGUAAUGUUGGCAUGUUCCCACAAUAACUGUGAAGCUCUUCAUGCACUUUUUGAACAUGGAGCCAAGCUGUGUCAUCAGAACAAGCUGGGGCAUUAUGCGAUACACACAGUGGCUUUCUCGGGAGCCAAAGAAGCAAUGGAGACAAUACUGCAAAAAGGAGAAGAGUUUGGAAUUUCCAUUCUUACACACAUUAAUUAUUUGGAUAAAUCAAAGAGCAGCCCACUUCAUUUAGCUGUAAGAGGUGGAAAUAUAGAAGUGAUCAAGCUUUGCAUCGCUAAAGGUGCAAAAGUGGACCAGCAACAGUGUGACAAGUCCACGGCGCUGCAUUUCGCCUGCACACAGGGAGCCAUGAAAGCCGUACAAGCGAUGCUGCGUCCUUAUGAGACAAAGAUCCAUGAAAUCAUCAACAUUAGAGACGCAGCCAAUCAGACUCCGUUACACAGAGCCACAUUAUUCGAUCAUGUGGAACUGGCAAAAUUUCUCGUCUCAAAGGGCGCAGAUAUAGACUGCAAGGACUGUAAGAGUUAUACCCCUUUACUCCUGGCUACAACAAGCAGCGCAUGGAAAACCGUUUCAUUCCUGCUCUCUAAAGGUGCAGAUUUUAGAAUUAAAGACAAUACGGGACGGAAUUUCCUCCAUCUCGUCAUCUUCCAACCCAAAGGACUGAAAAAUCUUCCUGAACACAUUUUACAGAAUAAAGACGUAUGGGAGCUUAUGAGCGCUGAGGAUUAUGAAGGCUGCACUCCUCUACACUAUGCCUGCAAACUCGGCAUCCACGACUCGGUUAAAAACAUGCUGGGGUUUGAAAUCUCCUUGGGCCGCAAGUCAAAGGAGAAAAAAUCAGCGCUUCAUUUUGCUGCAGAAUACGGCCGAAUAAAUACGUGCCUCAGGCUUUUGGAGACGAUCAGGGACUCGCGUUUGCUAAAUGAGGGAGAUGAGAAUGGACUGACUCCGCUCCAUCUGGCCUCAAGAGGGGGUCACAUCAAGGUGGUGGAUCUGCUGCUCAGAAGAGGUGCUCUGUUCCAGAGCGACUAUAAAGGCUGGUCGUGUUUACAUCACGCUGCUGCUGAAGGAUACACACAAACAAUGAUUAUCCUGCUGGCAGCAAACAUCAAACUGCUGGACAACACAGAUGAAGAAGGGGACACGGCUCUGCACGUAGCCGCACGUGAAGGUCAUGUUGCAGCUGUAAAGCUCUUACUGAACCAAGGAGCUGAAAUCCUGCUCAAUAAUAAUCAUGCAUCUUUCUUCCACGAAGCCGUGCGCAAUGGGAAAAAAGAUGUUGCUAACACUGCUAUUGAGCAUGAGAGGUCAGAAGAGAUUAUACUUCAGUUUAAAAUGGGCUACAGUCGCUGUGGUGUGCUGGAUUUAAUAGAGUUUCUGCCUGAAUCAACAAAGCAUCUACUGGAUCAGUGUAUGACUGAAUCAGAGCAUGACCCAAACAGCACUGCCUACCAUAUCACAUACAAUUUCCAGUGGCUUCAGGCUCCAGUAAGCGUACAGAAAUCAUCUCAAAUGGACAAAGCGGUGUAUAUUCAGCCUCUGGCUGCUCUAAAUGCAAUGGUUCAGUACAACCGGCUUGAGCUGCUUACACACCCUGUGUGCCAGAAAUACUUAGAGAUGAAAUGGAAAGCUUAUGGAAGUAAAGCUCAUUUGCUCAAUCUGGCCGUGUACCUGUUAGGCCUUUUGCCUCUCACGUAUCUUGUCAUCAACCUAAAACCUUCACAAAUCAAGACAGCAAAUGGCACGGUCUUCAAAAUGGAGCCCAUACCCUUCCGUAAACAAAGCUAUUUAAUUUCAGUGUCCAUGCUGAUGGUCCUUGUCAUGAACAUUUAUGCCAUUUGCAAAGAGGUGAUACAACUGGUACAACAGCGAAUGAGUUACUUUUUCGACUCCUCAAACGUAUCGGAUUGGGCAACAGCCAUUUCCUCUCUUGCUUUCAUUAUUCCAAUGUUCUUCGGUGUGGAAGGGAAUCUGCAUUGGCAGGCUGGAGCUUUGGCAAUUUUAUUUGCCUGGAUGAACUUUCUGCUUUUUUUACAGAGGUUUGACCGUUUUGGUAUUUAUGUUGUCAUGUUUGGAGAAAUCACAAGGACACUCAUCAUCGUCCUUGUCCUUUUCAUCUUCCUGUUGCUGGCGUUUGGAUUGUCCUUUCAUGCGCUGAUGCUACAUCGUGGCGAGUUCAACUCGAUUGGUCUGUCGUUGGCGCAAACGUUUGUGAUGACGGUUGGAGAGCUGAAUUACGAAACCUCAUUUCUGGAAGCAUACAAUCACAGAACUCUGGCUUUUCCGUUAAUCACCUACUUUGUUUUUGUGUCCUUCGUCCUACUCAUGCCAAUCCUUCUCAUGAACCUGAUGAUUGGUUUGGCAGUGGGGGACAUCGCUGAGGUUCAAAGAAACGCAGCACUGAAGAGGAUCGCCAUGCAGAUUAAUCUUCAUACCACACUGGAAGAAAAAUUGCCAUAUUGGUUUAUGAAGCGAGUCGACAAACAUAGAAUCACGAUCUACCCGAACAAGAAUUGUGCCAAGUUUAAGGGAAUGAUGGAGCAGUUCUUUUGGGUUGUUAAUCCAGAGGGCAAAGUGCGCACUCGUUUAGACACUCACGUGUCACACUCAAAUCCAAUGGAGACAGAAAUGAUCAAGCAGAAAAACAGGCUGAAGCAGAUUUCUUCUGCAUUGGAAAAACAAGACGUUUUGUUGAAACUCAUCAUACAGAAAAUGGAAAUCACAACAGAGGCCGACGACAAAGACGGACCUGACGAUUUUAGGUCCAUCACCAGAGCAAAAGUACAUAAAUCCCGCUGGGUUCCUCUGAUGCAAGCUCUCGGGGUCGGGAAGUCACAUUCGACAUGCUAAUGGUGGUGUAGAGAUUAAUGUAAUGCCAGAUAUACUUUAUCUUACAUUGAAAAUCUAAGUGAUUAUCAAGAAAAUAUACUAUUUAGUAGAAUUUAGUAUCAAGUAAUAUUGUAUAUUGAGUAUGUAGCAUUAAAUCAUUGUGUAUUCUUUAAAAUUACACUGUUAAUAGUAAUAGAAUUUAUCUAUUUAAAUUGAGGGGAAAUAAAUACUUAGACACUUUAGCUGUUGUUAUUUGGUAUGUAUUAAUAGAUACUGUAUGUAAUUUGGAGCAUUGUACACACAUUUAAUUUAAGUUUUUUUAAGUUAUUUUAUAUUGCUAUUUAAAUUUUUUAUGGUUCUACUAGUAAGUGAGCAUCAUCAUCUGGGCAUUUCAUAAACAAGUUAAAAUCCAAUAAAAACAGCAGUAAUGUUUUUGCUUAUGUGUCUAAGUGGGGCCUACAAAGCCCUGAUAUCGAUCAAGUUUGAAAAUGAUGCACUUUUUUUUUACAUUUUUAAGGUUCUUAUAAGGAAAUAACGCUCUCAGUGUGGACUUCUGAGCUUUGGGACCAAUAGAAAACAAGUUUGUCUUCAUGUCUACCAAAUUUCUGGAGAUAAUGUUUAUUUUUAGGUCACAGACAUGCAGCUAUACAUGUCAGGGAUCCUUCAUUUCUACAGGAUCCUUAAUUUUAUUAUAGCUAUGGGUUAUGAUUAGAAAUACACAUACAUAUUUGUUCAUAUUUGUGUUUUUAUUUAUUUUAAGUUCAAAAUAUAUACAGAUUCAGUAUAUUCACUAAAAGUAGAUUAAAUAACAAAAGACAAAAAUGUCUAUCUGAUUAUUUCUUUUCACUGCACUGAUCACUUUAAAGUGUACCUCACAAAACAUUUUUAUUGGAUUUUUUUUUUUUUACAUACACUAUAUGGAAAGACGUAUUGGGACACCUGAAUUUUCCAACCAUUUCAAGUUCUUUCCCAAACUGUUACAGCAAAGUUGGAGGAACACAAUUGAACUGGAAGUCUUUGGAUUGCAGUAGAAUGAAAUUUUCUCUUCACUUGAACUAGGAGGCUCAAACUUGUUCCAUCAUGACAGUGACCACUGUACACAACACCAGCUCCAUAGUGAUAUGAACCUAUAAACAUAGGAUGAAAUUCUGACCUCAAAACAACUGAAGACCUUUUGGGUAAAUUGCAAUGCCACAACAAAAUCUAGUGGAACGUCUUCCAAAAGAGUGGAGGUUCUUAUAAUAGCAAACGGGGGCUAAAUUUGGAAUGGGAUGUUUAAAAAGCAUUGACGUGUCAUAUAGUUAAAAGUCUUUUCAUAUUGUGUACAAAGAUAUAGGUAUGAACACUAUGAGCUCAAAAAAGGGUUCAGACUCGAGCCUGAAAAAGGAUUUUAAUUAACUUCGUGAAUUAUUUACAAACGCACUCUGGAGAUUUGCAGGAAACUAAUUUCAGUGACAUAUAUUCAGACACACCUCUCUUUCACACACUUACGCACAUUUCUAUUGGUCAUUCUUUCACAUUACACUCCAAAAUAACAUUUCCCUUAAUAAUGAACAUGAACACUAUUACAAUGGUUUAUAUUAUUCAGCUUUACCAUUUCAAUAUGGUUUUUUUUAAAGCUGUUUUCUCUCACAGGGAGACAAAAAGCAACAACAUUAUCAUUAUAAUUUUUAUCACUAUUAUUACUAUAAGUGAUGCAAUAAUGUCAUCGUGAGUAACUUUAUCACGAGAGCAGGUUUCAGCCGGAAUCCCAGAGUUUUGCAAUUAAAGUAAAAAGAUCUCUAGUGUGCGUAUUAUACAUUACUGAGCUUGUGUGUUGCCCUGUUGUUGGGUUUUUUUGUGCAGUUUUAUUCUUUUGGCCAGCAGAAAAAACUAUUUU
Molecule: messenger RNA, 5320 nt
Organism: Silurus meridionalis
Lineage: Eukaryota; Metazoa; Chordata; Actinopteri; Siluriformes; Siluridae
Gene: trpa1b
Product: transient receptor potential cation channel, subfamily A, member 1b
Exons: 28
Coding region: 142-3462 (1106 amino acids)
Biological process (GO): monoatomic ion transport; transmembrane transport
Cellular component (GO): membrane
Molecular function (GO): monoatomic ion channel activity; protein binding
Source: RefSeq, a predicted model, not a curated record